AUGGCUGCUCGAGAAUCUGGUAGAAUAAAAGAUGCAUAUCAAAAGAGAGUGCUUGAUGAAGCUGCUCGUAAGCGUAGACAAAAGAAAGCAUUGGAGGCUUUGGAGCAAGAUAAUUUUCACGAUGAUCCGCAUGCGGAUUUGGUAAUGAGCAAGAAAGUUCCAAAGUUUCAAGAGACUUUAGAUAAUAGAGGUGGUAGAAGAAAAAAGACCAGAUCAGCAGAGUAUUAUAAACAACGAUUUCGUAAAACUUUUGCUCAGUUAGUGGAAGAAGAUCUAAAUAUUAAUCCAAAUCCACCUAAUUAUGCAUCUGCUCAAGCACAACCAUCCCGAUUUCCAGAACGACAAUUUUGUGCAGUUUGUGGUUUCCCUAGUAAUUAUACUUGUAUUCCUUGUGGAGCUAGAUAUUGCAGUAUGAAGUGUCUAGGUACUCAUCUUGACACAAGAUGUUUAAAAUGGACAGCUUAAUAAGUAUGUGGUUAUCAUGAAGCUUAUUAUAGUUCAGUGUUAUAAAUAAAACAUAUUUUUCUUAUUGUAAACGUAAUAAGACUAAUAUAUGUAAGAAAAAAUAUUCAAUAAAAUUGUGUAUUUUUAUAUUAA
Molecule: messenger RNA, 597 nt
Organism: Bombus terrestris (buff-tailed bumblebee)
Lineage: Eukaryota; Metazoa; Arthropoda; Insecta; Hymenoptera; Apidae
Product: zinc finger HIT domain-containing protein 1
Exons: 2
Coding region: 1-465 (154 amino acids)
Biological process (GO): chromatin remodeling
Cellular component (GO): Swr1 complex
Molecular function (GO): nucleosome binding
Source: RefSeq, a predicted model, not a curated record